Messenger RNA from Cutaneotrichosporon cavernicola, 261 nucleotides. RefSeq lists its product as uncharacterized. The transcript has a single exon. The coding region runs from base 1 to 261 and encodes 86 amino acids. The record is from RefSeq and is a predicted model, not a curated record. NCBI's taxonomy places the organism in Eukaryota, Fungi, Basidiomycota, Tremellomycetes, Trichosporonales, Trichosporonaceae.
AUGCCUAGCGCCACUCUCUCCACGGUCCCCGAGUUCGGAUGGGCUCACACGUCCAUGUUCACCAAUGCAAUCCGCGGCGGUCUCCACAUGCCGUCGCCCAUCUCCCUCCCUCAGCGCCGCCGCCACUUCCAGGCCCACCUAUCGGAUUGGCCCGAGCUUGUGCCGGCCCCUGGCGUCCAGAUUCCCGGCUACCCUCCGCACCCUUCGGGUUGCAAGUGCUGCUACAUCUGCGCCAACUGCGUCGUAACUUGUGGCCAUUAG